AUGAGGACGCAGAGCGACGGUGACGCCGGUGCCUCGCGCGAGGAGGCCCUCUCCCUUGGCAAGGUUGUGAACUUCUCGUGGGAGAAUCUGACCUACCGCGUCCCCGUGGAGGACGACGACGGCAACGUCACGUACAAGACGCUGCUCUACAAUCUGAGCGGGACCGCCCUCGGUGGGCGUGUCUUGGCAAUCAUGGGGCCGUCGGGCGCCGGCAAAACGACGCUCAUGGGCACCAUCACGGGCAAGCUGUACAACGCCAAGGCAAAGUUGGAUGGGUGUUGCUUUCUGAACAACACAAUCUACUCGCAGCGGUACAAGAAGCUGGUGUCGUACGUCUCACAGGACGAUAUCGUCAUGGGCAAGGAGACUCCGCGCGAGGCGAUCAAAUUUGCGUGUCGUGUCCGCCUUGGGCUGAACAUGGAGGAGUCGGAGAAACUUGUGGACGAGGUGAUUUCACGGCUCCACAUCACGGAGUGCCAGCACACCGUCUUGGGCAUUCCGGGCAUCUUGAAGGGGGUCUCUGGUGGUGAGCGAAAGCGGGCGAACGUGGGGACCGAGCUUGUGACGAAUCCCUGCGUCAUGCUGCUGGACGAGCCAACCACCGGCCUGGACUCGGUCAACGCCCUGCGCGUUGGAAAAAUGCUUCAAGAAUUGGCAAGGAGGGACAUGCGGACAGUCAUCGCAACGGUGCACUCGCCGUCGUCUGAUUUAUUUGACGUCUUUGACGACCUGCUUCUUCUCGCAAAGGGCCGUGUCAUCUAUCAUGGCCCCACAGAGGAAUCUGUGGCCUACUUUGCCAGCUUGGGCUACCAGGUUCCGCCCCGCACAAACCCCAGUGAGUACUUCAUGAACAUCUUGCAGCUUCCAGACG
This is a messenger RNA of Trypanosoma cruzi, 871 nucleotides long. RefSeq names its product ABC transporter, putative. The annotation marks the transcript as partial. The transcript has a single exon. NCBI's taxonomy places the organism in Eukaryota, Euglenozoa, Kinetoplastea, Trypanosomatida, Trypanosomatidae. The record is from RefSeq and is a predicted model, not a curated record. Gene Ontology annotation, molecular function: ATP hydrolysis activity; ATP binding; ABC-type transporter activity.